CCGACGCGAAAGCCCCAACCCCCUGGACCCUGCUCGGGCUGUGCGGAGGCAUGGGUGCCCGCCUGCUGCUCACCACUGCCCUGCUGCUGCUGCGGACCCCAGCAGCAGAGGCCCUGAUGGAGCCGGGAUUCUGCUACAUCUUGGACGCCAUCCUCUUCCUUUACGGCAUCGUCCUCACCGUCCUCUAUUGCCGCCUCAAGUUCCUGGCUCACCGAGCGGCGCAGCAGGGAGCCGGCAAGGAGCGGAAGGAAGAAGCCAUCUACACUGGGCUCAGCGGUGAGGGCCAGGAGAUGUAUGAAACCCUCCAGAUCAAACACUCCUGAUCCCGUCCUGCCGCCGCGCUGCAGCUCCCCCUCGUCCCCCUGU
Molecule: messenger RNA, 366 nt
Organism: Gavia stellata (red-throated loon)
Lineage: Eukaryota; Metazoa; Chordata; Aves; Gaviiformes; Gaviidae
Gene: FCER1G
Product: Fc epsilon receptor Ig
Exons: 5
Coding region: 51-323 (90 amino acids)
Biological process (GO): cell surface receptor signaling pathway
Cellular component (GO): Fc-epsilon receptor I complex
Molecular function (GO): IgE receptor activity
Source: RefSeq, a predicted model, not a curated record